UAUUUUGACAUGGCCACCAAACAUGUCAAGUGACGAUAUUCAUGUUACAGUUUUAAUGUUUUGAUACCGUCUGGUGUUUACAAUAGCGAGUACUGAACUUACGUGUGAAUUGUUACGAUGCAAGCUGAAGACGCACGGUAUCUGAAAAGGAAGGUGAAAGGUGGCAGUAUCGAUGUCCACCCGACAGAGAAGGCACUGGUGGUCAACUAUGAGUUGGAGGCCACGAUCCUAGGGGAGAUGGGAGAUCCCAUGCUGGGGGAAAGGAAAGAGUGUCAGAAAAUUAUCCGUGUGAAAGGCCUCAACUCCAACAGUGACCUGACGACAUUGUCGAAAGAGAUCAUUGACAAGUGCAAGCUGAUCCACCCGAGCAAGCUGCCUGAGGUUGAGCAAUUGCUGUACUAUCUGCAGAACAGGAAGGAAUCUAGUCCUACAAAAGCGUCUGGGAAAACUAAACUAUCUGACAAACCAGAAGAACCCUCGUUGAAUGAUGGGUGUGAGAUUGAUGAAGUUGCCAACAUCAACGAUGUAGAUGAAUAUCUGGAGCUACUCUAUGAAGAUGUCCCUGACAAGAUUCGAGGGUCGGCACUCAUACUGCAGCUGUCUCGAAACCCAGACAACUUGGAGGAACUUUUUAAAAAUGAGACUGUGAUCGGUGCUCUGGCACGAGUCCUGCGAGAGGACUGGAAGAAGAGCACGGAGGUGGCCACCAACAUCAUCUAUACAUUCUUUUGCUUCUCAAGCUUCUCCCAGUUCCACGGCGUCAUCCUCCACUUCAAGAUCGGGGCCCUCUCCAUGGCCAUUGUGGAACAUGAGCUCAAGAAGUAUGGUAUCUGGACUGAGGAACUUCAGAAGAAGAGGGCAGCUGCUGACCCUAAAUCCUACAAGCUGAAGGAAGACUAUGAGAAGAGCUUCCGCAAGUUUGAAAGUCUGGUGAAGAGACAGGAGCAGCUACUGCGAGUUGCGUACUACCUGUUGUUGAACCUGGCGGAGGAUCUGAAGGUGGAGAUGAAGAUGAAGAACAAGGGAAUCGUCCGCAUGCUGGUCAAGACUCUGGAGAGGUCCAACUUUGAACUCCUCAUUCUCGUCGUCUCUUUCCUCAAGAAGAUGAGCAUCUUCAUUGAGAACAAGAAGGAGAUGGCGGAGCAAAACAUCAUCGAGAAGCUGACGAAGCUGGUGCCAUGUGACCACGAGGACCUGCUCAACAUCACCCUCCGUCUCCUCCUAAACCUCUCAUUCGACACCGACUGUCGUAGCAAGAUGAUCAAGUUCGGUCUGCUCCCCAAACUUGUGGGUCUGCUCAACAAUGAAAACCACAAGAUGAUUGUGCUCUGCAUACUCUACCACAUCAGUAUGGAAGAGAAAGCCAAGUCCAUGUUCACCUACACUGACUGUAUUCCAAUGGUGAUGAAGCUGCUGUUGGAGAGCCCCGAGAACCCCGACCCAGAACUCAUUGCUCUGUGUGUAAACCUGGCAGCUAAUAAGAGGACAGCCGCACUCAUCUGUGAAGGUAACGGGCUGCGGAUGUUGAUGAAACGAGCGGCCAAGUUUAAGGAUCCACUUGUGAUGAAGAUGAUCAGAAACAUAUCUCAGCAUGAUGGGGCAACAAAGAACCUAUUUGUGGAAUACAUCGGAGACUUGUGCGAGGCUGUUUUAGCACAUGGUGGUGAUGACGACUAUCAGUUAGAAUGUCUGGGAAUUCUGGGUAAUCUGACAAUCAUCGACCUGGACUAUGAGUUGAUACUGAAGGAGUACCAGCUGGUGCCGUGGAUCAAGACUAAACUGCAGCCAGGCGCUGCAGAGGAUGACGUUGUCCUGGAGGUGAUCAUUCUAGUGGGGACGGUGUGUCAGGAUGACGCAUGUGCCCGUAUGCUGGCCCAGGCCAAUAUCAUACAGCUGUUGAUCGAACUACUGAAUGCCAAGCAGGAGGAUGAUGAAGUGGUGUGUCAGAUUGUGUACGUCUUCUACCAGAUGAUCUUCCAUGCAAUCACGCGAGAGAUCAUCAUCCGAGACACACAAGCCCCAGCCUAUCUAAUUGACCUGAUGCAUGACAAGAACUCUGAAAUCCGCAAAGUGUGUGAUAACACCCUCGACAUGAUCUCAGAGUACGAUGAGGAAUGGGCCAAAAAUUCAGAUGGAGAAGUUCGAUGGCACAACUCACAGUGGCUGGAGAUGGUGGAGACUCGGCAGCUUGAAGACUUCAAUGAGCAGUAUCUGUACCAGGAGGAUGGCUACGAUCCGUAUAUACAGGACACCGACAUCCUAGACAGACCAGAGCUGUUCUACGGUAAUGGAGAUGGUUAUGAUCAUGCCAUGAUGAUGGAAGGGCACCUGACACCAGAAUACAUCGAUGAUGGCGGCAUGUACAACGGCAAAGUCGACUACUACAGGGGAUACGGGGCUGAUGGAGAGUAUGAACCAUAUGCACGUCCGGAGUCAAACAUUGGGUUUGUGGAUGAUGGUCAAAAUGGGGAUGAGUACGGCCGUGGAAUUGAGACCUACGGGGGCUGCAUGGUGGACCAAUAUGGCAACUACAUCAACGGCGACAUGGACCAGUACGGCUACACGAAUGGAAUGAGAUAACCACAUUGAAAUCUACAUUGUACACUGAUGUAAAUAGGGUAUUUUUGUUCUUGAUUUCUAUGAGGGAAGAGUAAUGAUGCUUAUGCAAAUGUCAAGAUAGAAUUAUUACUUACAACGUUUAAACAAUAUUUGUUCAAAAUACUUAAGGUUAUCUAAAAGACUGUGUGAUCUAAGCUGUUGUAGUCUCAUGGCACACUGAAAAUUGAUUUGAUCUCAAAGUUACAUUGGUUCUCAAUUUAACACCUGGCCUUAAUUUAUCACUGUGUAGAUUUUAUGCACUGAAAUUAAAUUUGCCAAAAGUUCGUGUGAAAGAGUGUCUGAAAGAAAUAUACCCCUUAGUAUUUAUUAAGGGGCUGUGGUAUGUACAUUGGUAUGGCCUUAUGGUAUAAAGCAGAAAGCCCCAGUUUGUGAUUUCAUCUAUCAGUGUUACAAGCCAGUGUGGAGUAAAAUAUAUUUUGGUCUUAUUAUAUCCACAAGUUCAGGCUUUUGAACUAUUACUCUGAUGAACCAAUGAGUAUACCAUCAUUUUUCAUUGUCAGCUCCCUAAGGAGUAAGUUACUCAAUCUUCCCUCAUAGUGAUCUACUGUUAUCUUGUUUCUGUGGCGAAGAUUUCAGUCAGCAUGUACAGUAUGUAAAUAUUCCAUGUGGCAGAGCUCCAGUGUGUACUGGAGUUACUGCCUGUCGUAUACCGUAUUCAACCCAAUGUUCACCCCAGUGUCGAACAACUUGAUCUGAUCUGUCAAUAUCUCUCUCAUGGUUGGUCUCUCCAAGGUUGCAAACAUCUGAGACAUGCAUCACUUUGGGCUUUGCCCUUUUCAAAUCAUCUUCAACUCACUCACUCAUACACCCGAAAUAGCUGAACUACUGCUGGCUGUUAAAACAAUCCACCCCGUCCUAGGUGGAGUGCUCAGUUCGAUAGGUCUCAUUCAUGAUUUUGGAUGAAUAUGGUAUAUGUUUUCUAAAACCUCUCUGUCUGUACUCCGUCAGUUUAUGGGUGAACAUCGAGGCAUCACUGCUUUGUGUGAUUGAACCUAUGCGAGACAAGUUUGUAAUGAUGUCCUUCUACCACGACAUUGGGUGCAUGUUCUGUGAUAUCUCAUUUUCUCCUCAGUUACAGUCACUCUGUUCUAGGGUUGUCAUGGUUACAGUCUACUGUCACUGUGUUCUAGGGUUGUCAUGGUUAAAGUCUACUGUAACUGUGUUCUAGGGUUGUCAUGGUUACAGUCUCCUGUAACUGUGUUCUAGGGUUGUCAUGGUUAAAGUCUACUGUAGCUGUGUUCUAGGGUUGUCAUGGUUACAGUCUACUGUUACUGCAAAAAUCUUUGGUUGUCAUGGUUACAGUCUAUUGUAACUGUUUAUCAUAGUUGUCUCGGUUACAGUAAAGUGUGAUUGUCUGCUCGGGUUGUGAAGGUUGUGGAUUAGUGUCUCUGUCUCCAAGAGUUGUCAUGGUUACCAGUUAGUGUUACUGUCUCUACUGGAAUUGUUAUGGUUACAGACAAAUGUCACUGUCAAGUUGUAAUGUUUGUCAGGCACUAACAGUCUCCUUUUGGAGGGGGACACAUCUAUAACAGUUAAUGCAUAUUGAAGAAUUAAUGUCACAUAUUUGUUGUUAAAGACAUUGGAGACAUGAUUGUGAAAGUGGUGAGAAGGUACCUGACAUCCCUAGACAAACAGUGGAGUAUUAUUGAACUGGGGGAGAAUCUUUAUGGUCAUUGAUAUAUCCGUCCAGUUAUUUACAUGUCUCUAGUUUAUACUUUUUGCUUCAGCAGUUUAGCUGAUAGAGUUUAUUUAUUCUGUGUUUAUUGUGAAGCCUGAAGCUGUGCAUGUGCGACUUGUUGUUUGCUUGACUUGAACGCAUGCUUGAUUCCAAAGCGGGUAAACAGUUUUUUAAAAGGGGGGAUGGGGUGCGCUUAGAAUGAGUGGAAAUUGUUCAUUGAAAGAAAAUGUGUUUGUUACCUUCAAAAUUGUCAAUUAAUUGUUAUAUUUAUUGAAAUGUCACUUGCUGAUUUCAUAUUCAUGUGUUAUAUGUCAGCCACAUUAUUGAACAUUAUACAGGGUUUGUGUGCUCCCCUGAUCUGACUCUGCAUGAUACUGUACGUGCUUUGAAGGAAACACUUUGUGUGCAUGUAACUGUUCGUGCUUUGAAGGAAACACUUUGUGUGCAUGUAACUGUUCGUGCUUUGAAGGAAACACUUUGUGUGCAUGUAACUGUUCGUGCUUUGAAGGAAACACUUUGUAUGCAUGAUACUGUACGUGCUUUGAAGGAAACACUUCGUGUGCAUGUUACUGUUCGUGCUUUGAAGGAAACACUUUGUAUGCAUGAUACUGUACGUGCUUUGAAGGAAACACUUUGUGUGCAUGUUACUAUAUGUGCUUUGAAGGAAACACUUUGUGUGCAUGUAACUGUUCGUGCUUUGAAGGAAACACUUUGUAUGCAUGAUACUGUACAUGCUUUGAAGGAAACACUUCGUGUGCAUGUUACUGUUCGUGCUUUGAAGGAAACACUUUGUAUGCAUGAUACUGUACGUGCUUUGACGGAAACACUUUGUGUGCAUGUUACUGUAUGUGCUUUGAAGGAAACACUUCGUGUGCAUGAUACUGUACAUGCUUUGAAGGAAACACUUCGUGUGCAUGUUACUGUACAUGCUUUGAAGGAAACACUUUGUGUGCAUGAUACUGUACGUGCUUUGAAGGAAACACUUUGUGUGCAUGUUACUGUAUGUGCUUUGACGGAAACACUUUGUGUGCAUGUUACUGUACGUGCUAUGAAGGAAACACUUUGUGUGCAUGUUACUGUACAUGCUUUGAAGGAAACACUUCGUGUGCAUGUUACUGUACGUGCUUUGAAGGAAACACUUCGUGUGCAUGUUAGUGUACAUGCCUUGAAGGAAACUUUUUGUGUGCAUGUUACUGUAUGUGUUUUGAAGGAUACGCUACAUGUGCAUAGAAGGAAAUGCUUCAUGUGCAUGUUACUGUACAUGCUUUGAAGGAAACGCUUCCUGUGUGUUUACAAAUAUGUUGUAGAUUGAGUGAUGAGGGCUUGUCCUGUUUGUGACACAUGAAACAACAUGCAAUGGUUUACAAAUUGUGUGUACACAUAAUCUGUCAUUGUAUAGUCUUGUUUAUGUCAAUGUAAUUGACAAUUUGUAAAUUAAUGUUUGGAUAUUUAUGAAAUGGCUGGACAGUGUAAAACCGAGAUGUGUAUGAAUGUCACGGUGUGUAUUGGCGAGUGUUUGUGUUGGUGUGUGAGAAGUGAAUCUGUGUGUGCAUGAUGGGGCAGAUAUUUGCAAACAUCAUUAUUGAUGUCACUCAUCCCAUUAUAAUAAAUCAAAACAUAAUUC
Haliotis rubra (blacklip abalone) is the source of this 5921-nucleotide messenger RNA. Its product is annotated as kinesin-associated protein 3-like. Gene Ontology annotation, biological process: microtubule-based movement; cilium organization. The coding region runs from base 118 to 2580 and encodes 820 amino acids. Gene Ontology annotation, molecular function: kinesin binding. The transcript has 17 exons. The record is from RefSeq and is a predicted model, not a curated record. Lineage: Eukaryota; Metazoa; Mollusca; Gastropoda; Lepetellida; Haliotidae. Gene Ontology annotation, cellular component: axoneme; kinesin II complex; ciliary transition zone.